Molecule: messenger RNA, 1884 nt
Organism: Nerophis lumbriciformis (worm pipefish)
Lineage: Eukaryota; Metazoa; Chordata; Actinopteri; Syngnathiformes; Syngnathidae
Gene: deaf1
Product: DEAF1 transcription factor
Biological process (GO): regulation of transcription by RNA polymerase II
Cellular component (GO): nucleus
Molecular function (GO): DNA binding; DNA-binding transcription factor activity, RNA polymerase II-specific
Source: RefSeq, a predicted model, not a curated record
UGGAACGCUUCGGCUGCACUCGUGUGCACUCGGCUUUGUCCGGCGCGAAGACUUGUAGCAAAACAAAGCACGAGGGGAGGCCAUUCUUUCUUCGGCGGCUCUUUCGUUUGAAAGGACAACAGUCUGUGUUACACUCGGGUGUGUUUCUUUGUGUUGCCGCGUCUUCUCGUGCCCCGCACUCUUGUGCUCGCCGUCCCGUGACUCUUCGGGUCAAUUCGGCUGUUGUCGUUCGCCGGAGGAAUGGACGAGACGGAGUCGGCGACGAAGGCGCUCGGGCUGCAUGAACCGCCCAUCGUCGGCGAGCCCUCGGCGGUGGGCUCGGAUACCGAGUCGGACGCCGAAGUUGCCACUAUGGCGGUGAUGGCGGCGCCGGGAAACAUCGACCUGGAAGCCGAGUGCCUGCCGAACUCCGACGAGGCCGAGUCGGCUUUUGCAGACGUUUCCACGGUAACGGUGUCAGACGUUCAGGCCGAUGACGACGACAGCGUUUUCAACACCACAGUGGACGCCGCUGCAAACCUCCCUGAACACGUGCUGAGCGGGAGGACCACCCUUGAACUGCAGACGGACCCUCUCAGCAGCCAGAAGACAACUUUGAUCGUGGUCCACAGAGACUCUGGCAUCAUGGACGACACCUGCCUCAAGUCCACCUCCACUAUCUCGGACCCGCCGACUCCGCCCACUCCACUGACUCCUCCCCAAGACAAAGACUCCGCCUCCAAGUACAACUGGGAUCCUUCAGUGUACAACAACGAGCUUCCUGUGCGCUGCAGAAACACCAGCGGGGUCCUCUACAAGAACCGCCUGGGUUCAGGGGGUCGAGGUCGCUGCAUCAAACACGAGCAGCAGUGGUUGACGCCCACAGAGUUCGAGGGUCUGGCAGGUCGGGCGAGCAGCAAAGACUGGAAGAGGAGCAUCAGAUAUGCAGGAAGACCUUUGCUCUGCCUCAUCCAGGACCGCAUGUUGAACCCUCACGCCGCCUCGUGCACCUGUUCCGCCUGCUGUGACGACAUCACUUUGUGUUCCAAGGAGGGCGAGAGUGUGGAAGCAGAAGCCAUCACCAUGAACGGUCCAGUCCGCCUCUUCGUGCCCUACAAGAGGAGGCGGAAAGAAACGGAGUCGCCGUCCCUUCCCAGCAAAAAGGAAGUUCCUGCGGCCAAGAACAUCACGCUGACCUCUGGGAUCACAUUCACGGUCAACCCCACGGGCCACAUCACUUCCCCCGGCACGCUGACCUUUGAACGCCUCGCCAACAACGACUCCAGCGCCGCCAUCAUCGCAGACGCCUCGGCGCCGAGCGACGUGUUCGCCGGCACGGCAGUGCUGACAGCCUUGCCGGCCCUGGCGGUGUCCCCCCAGGCCAAGAUGGCGUUGGCGACCCCCUCGGCCUCGCUGGUCAGGACGCUGGAGGCGGCGGCCAUGGUGCCGUCGCUGAGCGAGGUCCAGAAGAACCCCUGGCAGGGCCUGGAAGACCUGGCCAACACGCUGAUGAGCAACGUGCAGCAGCUGAAGGUGCUGAUCGACCAGGCCAAGAGGGACGCCGCUGGGGUCAAAGGUCAGAAGGAGUCGUUCCACAGUGGGAUGUGUUUCCACCCAUCAGACGAUCUAGAAGGCAAGCGGAACUCGGACAUGACUGAACUCAUCAUUAAUCAGAUGUGUGUGAACUGUGGACGUCUGGCCUUGAACCAAUGUACUGGUUGUCAUAAAGUCAACUACUGCUCCCCCUUCUGCCAGAGGAAGGACUGGAAAGACCACCAACACUGCUGUCAGCCAGGAGGGGGAGGAGCCAUCCAGGAGGAGGAGCCAAUCAGCCUGGAUAAAGUGAAGUGACACCGGCUUGCCUGGAGACAUUUGUAUUUAUUUCCAAGAUGAACUUGAGGUGCA